Branchiostoma floridae (Florida lancelet) is the source of this 3057-nucleotide messenger RNA. RefSeq lists its product as uncharacterized. Gene Ontology annotation, molecular function: voltage-gated calcium channel activity. NCBI's taxonomy places the organism in Eukaryota, Metazoa, Chordata, Leptocardii, Amphioxiformes, Branchiostomatidae. Gene Ontology annotation, cellular component: voltage-gated calcium channel complex. The record is from RefSeq and is a predicted model, not a curated record.
UCUGGUGUUCACAGGGUACUACACCCGCAGUGGGUACGUCCCUGGCCCGAAAUGUCGCUACGACUGGCGAAUUGUGUGGGACAGAGUUGCAGAGCUACAGGAAACACUUAGACCAAAGGCAGAUGGAAAACUACUUUGAUUUCUUGUCCGCUAACGUACAGACUGAUCAGGGUCGCUGGACCGCCCCGUAUCUAGACGCCUGGGGCCUCGGACUUAUGGUGACAUUCACUGUACCUGCCAUCAGUAAAAUAACUAAUAAAGGUGCUCGCCUGUGCUCGGACGUAUUGAUAACGUCCCAGAUAGAGGAGAUUUGGAGGGGAGACUUCGGAGGUCUGGGUGACGUGAAAUGGACGUAUUUUGGGUGUCGCAGCGGCGUGUUCCGUACUUACCCUGGACAUAGAUCAAGAAGGACGUACGAUCCUACGGGGCGCCCAUGGUACCAUCGCGCGAUCACAAACCCACAGAAGAUCACCAUCUCCAACGCCUAUCUGGAUGCUGCUGGGGUCGGCAAGGUUGUCACCCUGUCACGAGCCAUCUUUGAAGGGAUGCCCAUCCCCGACCAGGAUGAAUGUGAGAACGCCACAGCGAUGGGCAAAAAGUUACCUGGAGGGUGUCACUGUGAGAGAAACGGAGAAUGUCUAUCAGAUUACUGCUACAUUAGUGAAGCACCGGGAACCAACCAAAACCUUCCCAGAUGCGCAUCAGACAAGGUUCAGGCUGUGGGAGGUCUGGACAUCUUGUACAACGACUUCCACGAACACAUCUACGGCAUGAUGCAGUCCAGUGACUUUAAGAAGUCCUGCGGACAAAAUUACACUUGCCCAAAUGGAGAGCCAGGCUGUCAAACAAGAUGCUAUUUGUUUGACAACUUCGCCAAUUUGGUAACCGACCAGGACUUCCUGUCGCUUAGCAACUUGGAUGAAAGAGAAUACCACAGGGUGUCGCUUGGCAGGAAGGAAGGGGAGGUCAUGAUGGAGUUGAUAUACAAGCACAAAUUCUUCGAGAGGAAAGAGCAAAUCGAUUUUCAGGGAGCAUGCAGCGUCUCACCAUAUUCCCCCAAGGUAACACUGGAGGGCAUCCCCACGACACCACGAAGCCAAGAUGACUAUUUCAGAAACAAGGGUCCCAUACCAAAGUUCUCCAACGAGUUUGGGUGCAUACAGGAUGUGGUUGGGUUCCUAGCUAAUGUGUCUGCAUUAGGUCCUACAAAAAUGAUCAUGGGAAACAUAUCAGGUCCGUGUACGUCAGGUUUCUACUAUGUCAUCGCUUUGCCGAGGACAAACCUGUUUCUACUUGUUAUUGAAAACUGGACCAACCACAAGGAGAGCCUGUUCUACAACUUCAACUGCCGCAUUCAGAACAGGAUUGCGGACUCUGGAGCCUUCAGAAUCAUCAACGGCACAUGUGCUCACACAGACGACCAGAACACACUGGCCCGGCCCAGGAAGUGUCCUAUUGUCAAGGAUAUCAACAUACCCUGCUCAUAUAACAUAGGGACUUCAGCACAGCAUUCACUUAUUGUGAUGAUGGUGUUCGCAACUUUCACUUGGAUUCAUACCUUCAUACUUGGUACUUAAGAAUACAAAUGAAAAGAAGGAACUCAUUGGACGAUAUGACAAAAACUAUGAGAAACCAUAUAAUAGAUUGCAGUGCACUGCAAUUGUGUUUUAUUUUAUUCAAUAUCUAAGAAAAUCAGGACGCAGUGAAAUUCAAAUUCUAGAAGAGAAUUAGUACCUUGUACUGAUAAAAAUAGGUUAUUGAAUUUUUUUUUAAAUGUAUUCAAUAAGCAAUAACUAUGAUACCUGUUAAGGUGGGAUCAGCAUCUGACAGUUUUUCUCACUGAGUACUAUUAUCAUGUGCAAUAACAAAUAUUGUAUUACAUGUAUGUUAGGUAGAAUACGCGAUGUUAGGCUCAGAUGAUGAUAGAGAAUCAGGUGAAGAAUACUUAACCACCACUCAGCCAAUUAUUGCCAUAUAACAUGACACUUAUGACUUUGAUCAUUGGCAAAUAAAUUCAGUUUAAACACUGUUAAUGAUUUGGAACAUUAGAUGAUCAGGUAUAUAUCCUAUGUAAAUACAGUAUAGCAGUUUAAGAUUUAAGCCAGACAUGAUUUUAUUGUAUUUUUGGAUUAUGUCUAACUUUUGUAAUACAUGUAAUUGACUUAAUAUAACUACAGAUACCCUGCUAGUAAAAAUAAAAACUUUUGUUUUUACUCAUCCCUCUAGCAGUUAGAUACUAUAGUAUAGACUGCUUUUCAUUAAAGCAUAGUUAGGUUAGUAACAUAUUCAUACAUGUACAUCAUGUAUGCUUCAUAUUAUGUUUAUUAUGUAAACAUUCUAGAUGUAUAUUAACCAAGGAGAAGGCAAAUUCCUUCUAUGUAGUAUUCGAACAACGUUUGUCAAAUUAGCGUACAUCAUGACAACACAUCUUCUAUGAUCAUUCACUUGCUUUUAUUGUUUUAACAUAUUAAGAACAGUAAACAUAGAACUAUUGCCAUUACAGGUGCUCAUAUUAGGGUCAGCAAUAUUUCAGGGUUGGCUGAUCACAACAACCUAUGAAUAAAACUAUGUUUUAUUCAACAAUACCGUGUUGCACAGAACAACUGAUGUUUUCAUUACACUAAAUUGCCCUAAGUUAGACUUGAAUUCCAAGUCAUUUGGCAGACUGAUAAAACUGUGGGAAUUGGUCAGGGAAUAUCUUAUCUAGUCAUUGGAGUACAGACUUGUCUGCUGCAUGUUGGUUUCAAAUUGUGACUCUAUGGCUGGGUAACUCCUAUUGCCAAUUUCUAAUAUUGUUCAAGCAACUUGAUGAUCUGGCAGAGAUCGUUCACAUCAUGCCAUAAGUUACUGCUCCAAAAUGUGUGCAAUUAAUGAUCAAAUUCUACAGAAACAUACAACGUAUGCAUGAUCCCAAAGAUGGGUUUGGGAUAUAUAGUCCAACCACAAAACACCUAUUAAUAUAAACUGCUCUCAUUGUGCAGCAAUACAAUAUUGGUCGUCUAACUUAUCUAAUGGGAUGUUUAAAGUGGCUCAACAUUCAUGUUUUAAUCUAAAAGA